Anastrepha ludens (Mexican fruit fly) is the source of this 891-nucleotide messenger RNA. RefSeq names its product putative nuclease HARBI1. The record is from RefSeq and is a predicted model, not a curated record. NCBI's taxonomy places the organism in Eukaryota, Metazoa, Arthropoda, Insecta, Diptera, Tephritidae. Bases 222 to 650 code for a protein of 142 amino acids. The transcript is spliced from 3 exons.
UGGUCAACCGCAAGGACUGCUCGUUGCGGAAAAUUUUGGAUAAAUGUUUGUACGUAACAUUAUGGAAAUUAUGUAAUAGCAGGGUCACUUUCCGACAGCUUUCGGAUCGGUUUGGUAUUGCGCAAGGAGCUGCACAUUACCUGUUCAAAAAAACAAUUAAAGUCCUCUGUGAAUUGAAGAGCGAAAUAAAAUGGACAUCUGAUGAACAGCAGCAAACAAUCAUGACGAAGUUCGAAAACAGCAGAGAGAAUCCGUUUCCCUUCGUAAUUGGUUGUUUAGAUGGAACGCACUUCAAUAUACCCACGCCUAGUGAAGAUGCUAUUAGCUACUAUGAUCGCAAAGGGAAACAUUCUGUCCAAAUGCAGGCCAUAUGUGAAAGUCAAUUUCGUUUUUUGGAUGUCUUUAUUGGUUAUCCAGGCAGCAGCCACGAUGCUAAUGUCUGGAGAAGUAGCCCAGUAUUUAAUGGCAUAACGUCCGGGCAGUUACAGCUAGCACCAGGUGCAAUAAUAUUGGGUGAUUCCGCGUAUCCUAUAUCGAAAUCCGUAAUGGUUCCUUACAGAGACAACGGACACCUCACCAGGGAAGAAAAAAAAUUCAACACACGUCUAAGUUCAACACGCGUUUUUAUUGAGCAAGCAUUUGGAAUAUGAAAGAAAAAAUGAAAGACAAUCCCUUAGAACAUAUUGAUGAAAUGGCACCACAGCAGCAUGUCAACAUAGAAGCUGCAAGUGAGUUGGAGACACUUCAAGAUUCCCCUUUAUGGUCCGCUGAGACGGAUGAUGAAAAUGGAGUUGAUAGAAAAAAUUAUUUAAAAGCUCUUUUCUCCUCAUAAGUAAUGAUUUAAAAUCAUGAACCUAAUUUAAUUUAAUCGUAAAUAGAAUACUUUUUUAA